Hevea brasiliensis (rubber tree) is the source of this 1809-nucleotide messenger RNA. RefSeq names its product UDP-glycosyltransferase 84B2. The record is from RefSeq and is a predicted model, not a curated record. Bases 75 to 1514 code for a protein of 479 amino acids. The transcript has a single exon. Lineage: Eukaryota; Viridiplantae; Streptophyta; Magnoliopsida; Malpighiales; Euphorbiaceae. Gene Ontology annotation, molecular function: UDP-glycosyltransferase activity.
AACUGACUUCUGAGCAAUUGCCUGAAGAAACUUUCUUACGGUCUCCUUGUUCUUCUAGCUUGAGGGAAAAAAAAAUGGUGGUUCAACAAGAACAGUUUCUGCUGGUUACAGUAUCCUUGCAGGGCCACUUGAACCCUAUGCUUAGGCUUGCCAAACGCCUUGUUUCAAAAGGCAUUAAUGUCACCAUUGCCACUAAUGACCAAGUUGCAAGCCACCGGAUGCUCAAGUCUACCAAAGACUCCACCAAUAAUUUGCCUGCUGCUGCCCUGAACACCACUCCUCAACCCGCUGGAAUCAGUCUUGUGUUCUUCUCUGAUGGCCUCAGUCCGGAAUUUGAACGCAACAAGGAUGUUGAUUCGUUUAUCAAGUCCCUGAGAACGACAGGAGCCAAAAACCUGUCAAAUCUCAUAGCCGAUUUCAUAGCGCAGGGCAAGAAAUUUUCUUGCAUUAUCUGCAAUCCUUUCAUGCCAUGGGUGCCUGAUAUUGCUGCUGAACAUGGCAUCCCUUGUGCUGUGCUUUGGAUCCAAGCAUGCACUGUCUUAUCUGUUUACUAUCAUUACUUCAAGCAUUCCAAUUUGUUUCCUUCAAUUGAGAACACGGAUGAGUCCUUAGAGUUGCCUGGAGUGCCAGUUUUGCAGGUAAAAGAUCUUCCCUCCUUCAUUUUCCCAUCAAGUCCCCCCAUAUUCUGUGAAACACUAUUUCAUUUUGUUCAAAACUUGGAUAAGAUAAAAUGGGUUUUAGUGAAUUCUUUUGCUGAAAUAGAGGAGGAGACAGUGAAGUACAUGGCUUGUCUCCAUCCUAUUUAUCCCAUUGGCCCAUUGGUGUCUCCAUUUCUGUUAGGAGAAGAAGAAAAGACUAUUGGCAGUGUUGAUAUGUGGGAUGCUGAAAGUUCUUGCGUCGAGUGGCUUGAUCAGAAACCACCAUCAUCGGUCAUUUACAUUUCCUUUGGCAGCAUAAGCGCGUUGUCUCAAAAACAAAUGGAUAACUUAGCCAUGGGAUUAAAGAAUAGCAACAGACCAUUUCUUUGGGUGAUUAAGCCUCGAGAGAAAAAUUCUGAGGAGAAAGGAGGUGAAUUGCCUGCUACGUUCUUGGAGGAGACCAAGGGAAGGGGCAUGGUAGUGACAUGGUGCUCACAAGAGAAGGUAUUAAUGCACCAAGCCGUGGCAUGCUUCAUUACACAUUGUGGGUGGAACUCGGCGCUGGAGACGGUGGUAGCAGGGGUGCCUGUCAUUGCUUAUCCGGGGUGGACAGAUCAGCCAACAGUUGCUAAGUUUUUGGUUGAUGUUUUAAAGAUAGGUUCCAGGAUAAAAGUUGAAGAUGAGGUUGCAAGCGCAGGAGAGGUAGAAAGGUGCAUUGUUGAGGUCACUGAUGGACCAAAAGCGGAAGAGAUGAAGAAAAGGGCGUUGGAAUUGAGUGAGGCAGCCAAGAAAGUGGCGGCGGAUGGUGGAUCUUCUGAUCAGAACAUUACUGGGUUUAUCAGUGAGAUAAUUGGUGGUCAUUCCUGCAAAGUGUGAAAGAGGUGGAAGAAAAGGAAAAUUUUUAAAAUGCUUAAGAAAGUUGCAGUAGUCCAAGUAGUGUUAGUAAUUACUAAUCAAAUAAAUUAAUCUUUCCAUAUAGGUAAAAGUAUUAGUAGUGCAAGUAAUUACUAAUCACAGAAAUCUUUCCAAAUCUGGAGGUCAAGCUUUCUCUUGAUAUGCUGUCACCUUCUGCCUUCUGAAAAAAGCUUGACCUAUGUUACUUGCUCCUAAUUAUGAAUGUGCGUAUCUAUUAAUGUUGAAAUAAAGAGAAAACCUCUCUCUUUGUUUAGCA